Molecule: messenger RNA, 1030 nt
Organism: Drosophila melanogaster (fruit fly)
Lineage: Eukaryota; Metazoa; Arthropoda; Insecta; Diptera; Drosophilidae
Gene: Polr2E
Product: RNA polymerase II, I and III subunit E
Exons: 1
Coding region: 97-729 (210 amino acids)
Biological process (GO): DNA-templated transcription
Cellular component (GO): nucleus; RNA polymerase II, core complex
Molecular function (GO): DNA-directed RNA polymerase activity; DNA binding
Source: RefSeq, marked reviewed
CUGUAAGGUAUUUUAUGAAGCGGCAUACACUGGUCUUACUACAUUAUCCGCGUGCUCUGUUUAUAAUUUAGAAAUUGUUAAUUUUUGGAAAUAGCCAUGGAUGACGAAGCGGAAACCUACAAGCUGUGGCGCAUUCGCAAGACCAUCAUGCAGCUGAGCCACGAUCGGGGCUACCUGGUGACCCAAGACGAGUUGGACCAGACCUUGGAGCAGUUCAAGGAAAUGUUCGGCGACAAACCCAGCGAAAAGCGACCUGCUCGUUCCGAUUUGAUAGUUUUGGUGGCCCACAACGACGAUCCCACGGACCAGAUGUUCGUCUUCUUUCCCGAGGAGCCGAAGAUCGGCAUCAAGACAAUCAAGACGUACUGCACUCGCAUGCAGGAAGAGAACAUCCACCGGGCCAUCGUUGUGGUGCAGGGCGGCAUGACGCCCUCCGCCAAGCAAUCGCUCGUAGAUAUGGCCCCCAAGUACAUCCUGGAACAGUUUCUCGAAUCCGAACUGCUGAUCAACAUCACGGAGCACGAACUGGUCCCGGAGCACGUGGUCAUGACCGUCGAGGAGAAGCAGGAGCUGCUCAGCCGUUACAAACUGAAGGAGAACAUGUUGAUGAGGAUCCAGGCGGGCGAUCCCGUGGCCCGGUACUUUGGACUCAAGCGCGGCCAGGUGGUUAAGAUCAUCCGUUCCUCUGAGACGGCGGGACGGUACAUAUCCUAUCGAUUGGUGUGCUGAUCCUGGACUUAUGAAUUAUUUUAAGAAACCUAUGAUUUAAGGAAAAGGCAGCGAGUUGUACACUUUAAUAAAUCGCAAUCUUUUCAGUAAGUUGUGUGUUUGGUAUUGGCAAGAAAUUAAAGUACUCGAAAUUAAAUGCCCUUGAAUGCUAGGAACUAGUUCAAAGUAUCAGCAUUUUACUUAAGAGAAUCAAUAGUACAAGUUGACAAAAUGAUAUAAAUUUAAAAUAGUGUAUUAAUUUUAGCUGAGCAGCAAAUCCUAAUCCAUAAAAAAGUUUAUAUUUGUUUCUUUUGAAGCGCUA